AUGGGGACGCGAUUGAAAUUAAGUACAGUAUUUCAUCUCCAAACUGAUGGACAAUCUGAACGCACCAUCCAAAUACUCGAGGAUAUGCUUCGAGCGUGUGUAAUAAACUUCACUGGUUCGUGGAGCAAGUAUUUACCUCUAAUGGAGUUCUCCUACAAUAAUAGUUAUCAAGCCACAAUCGGAAUGGCACCAUAUGAGAUGUUGUAUGGACGAAAAUGCAGGUCCCCGCUUCACUGGGAUGAAGUUGGAGAAAGACGCUACUUAGGUAUCACCUAUGAAGGGAUUAUGCAUUUUCGGAAAAAGGGGAAAGUUAAGCCCAAGAUUUAUAGUGUCCUUUUGAAAUACCGAUUUGGAGCUGGUCAGGUAGCUUACCAUUUGGCCCUACCGCCAACAUUAGCAGAAACGCAUAAUUUUUUCCAUAUUUCCAUGUUACGGAAGUAUGUACCUGAUCCGACACAUGUGCUUAAAUACGAGAACUUGAACUUGCAGCAGGACAUGAGUUAUAUGGCACGCCCUGUGCGCGUGAUAGAAAAAGGAACAAAAGUCUUACGAAAUAAGACUAUACCUUUAGUCAAAAUCCUGUGGAGUGAUAGUUCUGAUAGAGAAGCAACAUGGGAGUUGGAGAAGGACAUGCAGAAUCAGUAUACAGGGUUAUUCUCUAGUAAGUAA
Molecule: messenger RNA, 669 nt
Organism: Cannabis sativa
Lineage: Eukaryota; Viridiplantae; Streptophyta; Magnoliopsida; Rosales; Cannabaceae
Exons: 2
Coding region: 1-669 (222 amino acids)
Biological process (GO): DNA integration
Molecular function (GO): nucleic acid binding
Source: RefSeq, a predicted model, not a curated record